Numida meleagris (helmeted guineafowl) is the source of this 483-nucleotide messenger RNA. Its product is annotated as cathelicidin-1-like. The record is from RefSeq and is a predicted model, not a curated record. Gene Ontology annotation, cellular component: extracellular region. Gene Ontology annotation, biological process: defense response to Gram-negative bacterium; innate immune response; defense response to Gram-positive bacterium. Bases 97 to 483 code for a protein of 128 amino acids. Gene Ontology annotation, molecular function: lipopolysaccharide binding. The transcript has 4 exons. NCBI's taxonomy places the organism in Eukaryota, Metazoa, Chordata, Aves, Galliformes, Numididae.
UGUUGUGGCUGCUCCACCCUGGGCCCAUGGUUCCUCAUUGCCCAACUUCAGGGCUGAUAAAAGGCGCUGGGGGCGCAGGGUGGGCAUGGUGUGAGGAUGCCGAGCUGCUGGGUGCUGGUGCUGGCGCUGCUGGGGGGGGCCUGCGCCCUCCCGGCCCCCCUGGGCUACACCCAGGCUCUGACCCAGGCCGUGGACACCUACAACCAGCGGCCCGAGGUGCAGAACGCAUUCCGGCUGCUCACUGCCGACCCCGAGCCCGGCCCGAACGUCCAGCUCAGCUCCCUGCGCAACCUCAACUUCACCAUCAUGGAGACGCGCUGCCAGGCGCGCUCGGGCGCCCAGCUCGACAGCUGCGAGUUAAAGGAGGACGGGCUCGUCAAGGACUGCGCUGCGCCCGUGGUGCUGCAAGGCGGCCGCGCCGUGUUCGAUGUCACCUGCGUGGACUCCAUGGCGGACGAUGUCCUCAUGAUGUCUCCAGGUUGA